Messenger RNA from Schizosaccharomyces cryophilus OY26, 3021 nucleotides. Its product is annotated as AGC/AKT protein kinase Sck2. Lineage: Eukaryota; Fungi; Ascomycota; Schizosaccharomycetes; Schizosaccharomycetales; Schizosaccharomycetaceae. Bases 513 to 2504 code for a protein of 663 amino acids. Gene Ontology annotation, molecular function: protein serine/threonine kinase activity; ATP binding. The transcript has a single exon. The record is from RefSeq and is a predicted model, not a curated record. Gene Ontology annotation, biological process: protein phosphorylation.
CGUCGUUGUGUUUCAUUAUUCGUUUUCUUAGGUUGAGCAAUUUACAUUUACACAUUCCAGGGAUUACCACCAUUGGCAUUCUUUCUGUCUGAGAACACUUUUUUCUGUAAAAGAACGGGAUUGAAAUAGAGGAGAUUUAAUUAAAGAAAAAGAGUUUAAGUUAAAGCAUCCGGACAUUGCUGGAAAACGUUUCUAUGAAAAAGAAUUGAGCCAUUGCGCAAGUCUACACAUCGUAUUUUCAUGAAGAGUUAAGCGAAGUACUACUUUUUUUGUAUUUAUUCAGAAAAAACAACUCAUUUGAUAAGUCUGGCGAUAUUCUCAUUUCAGUACUUCGUCUGUAUCACGAAGAAUUCAAAUUACAUACCAAAUUCAGGACAUCAGCGACUGUUUACAACUUGAUUUAACUACUUUUUAACCAAGAAAGUGCCGGUUUUAGCUUAACUGUUUGGAUCUAUCCUUUUCUAAUAUUCCUUUUCGAUUUUUUUGCUGCUUUGAAUGAAAGAAUUCUCAUCAUGAAAGGAUGGACUAAAAGCUGGUUUGGAUUAUCAAAGAAAGCAACUUCGAAUCAGAAUUCGGCUGUGCCAAAUCCUGAAUACAGCAGAAGUCCCUUGACGGCCAAAACGAACCAUCCACUAGACGGAAACUAUGGAGCGAAGAAGGAUGUAUCUUCGAAGGGCGCAUUUAAAGAUAUGGAAAUGAGUUCCGCUAUUCCGGAUGCAAACGAAGAUAUUUUGAUGUCAGGUGGACCCUCCACAGUUGAUAGAGAAGCGUUAAAUUCCCCAAGUGGUAAAAAUUCCGACAUUCUUCCUGAAGUCGACCACGAGCCUUCGGGUUAUUUGAAAUUGAAAAUCGAUUCGUUAAAGUUGGAAGGAAACCAUACUGAUGCAGCUAUGGCAAUGGAAUGUACUUCCUUUAAGCAAUUAUUCCUUGUCAUCCAAUUUGGAACUUCUGAAUAUGUAUCUCCCCCAUUGAAAUGGAAAUCCUCAACUCGCGAUACCGCAAUUUCAAUCCCUUCUCGAGACUCCUCAGCAGCUGCGAGCCGAGCUUCUUCCAUGUUAAGCAAUUUCACCUUUAAUACUUCAACUAUGAGUUAUUGUCCUACAUCUUCUACUCCAAAUCCAUCGGCACCAUCUCAUGUGGUUUUCGAUGUUGCAAAGCGCUUACCGGUAGAACUAAAUAUCUAUGAUCAUUCACGUGGAAAUUGCUUUGUUGGCAAGACUGUGAUUCAUCCCUGUUAUGAUUAUAAUCAAUACGAGCAAUACAGUAACCGUGUAGAAGUUUCUUCUGCAUAUGCUCAAUUAGUUGACUUGCGUGUGCAGUUAAGUUCCGUCUUUCAGCCUCUAAAUAAAAAGUCAUAUGGCCCAGAAGAUUUCGAACCGCUUAAACUGAUUGGAAAGGGAACCUUUGGACAAGUUUAUUUGGUGAGGAAAAAAGAUACUCGUCGCGUUUAUGCCAUGAAGAUUUUGUCGAAAAAAGUUAUCGUUCGGCGUAAAGAAGUUACACAUACUAUAGGUGAACGAGAUAUCCUUGUUCAGACAGCAGCAGCGGACUCACCGUUUAUAGUGGCACUUCGAUUUUCUUUUCAAACACCUAAAGACCUCUACCUUGUAACUGACUACAUGGCUGGUGGAGAAUUAUUUUGGCAUCUUCAAAAAUCUAUCCGUUUUCCAGAAGCUCGUGCCAAAUUUUAUAUCGCCGAAUUAUUAUUAGCAUUGCAAGCACUACACAAACGUGGUAUUGUGUACAGAGACUUAAAGCCGGAGAAUAUACUUUUAGAUGUUCAAGGACAUAUUGCGCUUUGCGAUUUCGGCUUGUCGAAAGCUAAUUUGUCGGUGGGAUCAACGACGAGAACCUUUUGUGGUACUACAGAUUAUCUAGCUCCUGAAGUAAUUCUAGACGAAGGUGGUUAUGAUAUGAUGGUAGAUUUUUGGUCUUUAGGUGUUUUGCUAUAUGAAAUGACAUGCGGAUGGAGUCCAUUUUAUGCUGAGAACACUCAACAACUGUAUAAAAACAUUGUCUUUGGAAAAGUUCGGUUUCCUCGUGGAUUACUUUCAGCUGAAGCAAGAGACCUAAUAAAGCUAUUGUUAAACCGCAAUGCUAAGAACAGGCUUGGAGCUCAUGGCGAUGCUGAAGAAGUGAAAAGACAUUCAUUUUUUGCUGAUAUAAACUGGGAAGAACUGAGCGCUAAACGAUUUAGCCCUCCUUUUAAGCCUAUCGUGGAAGGAGAAUUUGAUGUUUCGAACUUUGACGUUGAAUUUACAAACAAAGAAGUGCCUAAUGAUUUUGUCCCUGUCGGUGACAUGUCUACGUCCGCUCCUCUCUCUUCCACAGUUCAAAAUGGCUUUAAAGGCUUUACUUAUGUUGAUAGCAGUCAAAUGGAUGAAGCUUAUAAUACAGAGCCAGGAUCUCCAACUUCUUCAGUGUCUUCGUUUCAUGAUGAUUACCAUAACCAAGAUUUCAACCGUACCAACGACGAUUUCUUUAUGGACCACAUUGAUCCAUAGACCAAGACAUAGAUUGCAUUAUGUGCUUGUAUAAUAACUCGUUGUACUUUUCGCUUUUUGUCAUUAUCAUUGAAAUUACAUCUGCAUGUUUGGGGGUUUAAGAGUUUAAGUUAUUCUUUUUCGUUGAUAUAUGCGGCUUGUUUGAUAGAACAAGGAUUAUGAAAUAGGGGAAGUCAAAAAUUGAGCUGGCUCUUUUUUGACUUUACCGCUAGGAAGAUAAUAUUUAUAAUUUUGCUUUUCUGGAUCCAGUGACAAUUGUUUAAUUCCUUUGUAAUUAAUUCUGGGUCCUUUAUCGCUUGCAACCUUUGGUUUUGCUUAUUCUGGUUCAUUUACUUUAUUGAGGAAGUAAUAUAUCUUUUUUCGAAUCUAAAUGGAUUUGACGGUAGAAUAUAGGAAGUAGAAGUUAGCGAUUAAGAAAUUAAUCAGUACUAUGAUUCUAACAAUUAUUAAUCGUAUUCUACCCUUUUGUAGGGCUUAAUUCUUUUUGUUUACUUUCCAAUCCAUUGUCAGAAAUUAC